UUGAACAGAUCGUAGCUGCAAAGAGGUUGCGCUGGUGCCGCCUGCAGUGCCAACUUUAGUCAUGGCGCCAGCUGUGGUGAAGCUGAAUGUCUAUUACCAGCACCCUGUGUCCUACGACGAGAGGGGCAGGCUGCAGCAGCUACCGAGCACGAUGCCACGGUGGCUGUCACAUUGGGCCAAGGACGUGGUCGGCGUGUACCACGUAGGAGUUGAGGUAUACGGGCAAGAAUACUGCUAUGGCAUCUUCAACAAGAAGAAGGGCCGCAGCAUCGGAGGCCCUGACAGCGGUGUCUUCUGCCACCAGCCCCGCGACCCUGGCUGGGGAAACCAAUGGAAGUGUGAAGAGGAGCUGGGCACCACGACAUGCAGUCCCCAAAAAGUGCUGGCCAUCGCCUUCAAGCUCGGCAAGACCAGGUUCGGCAGCCGAGCCUACAGCCGGACCGGCAACAACUGCGUGGACUUCGCGUCGGAGUUCCUCCGGGAGCUUGGCGCGGAGGAAGUGCCGAGCUGGUGCCAGCGAGGCCUCCAGUUCUAUCGGGGAGCUGCUGGCGCCGUGGGAUUCGUGGAAGCCCUCUUCAGCACGGCUGAGGAUGGACCCGAGCAAGAUGUGACGGAGGAGAUGAGCAAACCCAAGUUCAUGGGAGGGGCCAAAGAGGUGAGUUAUGCACCAAUGAUCCCGGUCUACGCGCCCAGAUUGCAGAGCACGUCAUACGUGCCGCACAUGCCGGCGUACGUGGCGUGUGGUUCGGGGCCGCAGUGCACACAACAUGUGUACUACGACGCCUACAUGCCUAUUUGGCGGCAAGGCGCACCAGCACUCCCGAUUUUGCUUCAGUUCCCCCAGGCGUUUGUAGUGAAGUCUGUCGCACUGUGAUCUUUUGCAUGCCACUCCUUAAACCGAAAGGCGUCCAAGACGGGCGUAUGGAAGUUUGGGGAGGGAGAUUCCAAGGACUUGCCACAGGUGCGGUCUUUGUCGAAUUCGAGCUAAAUGACCUUCGUUGGACA
Molecule: messenger RNA, 1005 nt
Organism: Effrenium voratum
Lineage: Eukaryota; Dinophyceae; Suessiales; Symbiodiniaceae
Source: the annotation of a GenBank genome assembly